Messenger RNA from Fusarium coffeatum, 342 nucleotides. RefSeq lists its product as uncharacterized. Gene Ontology annotation, cellular component: L-cysteine desulfurase complex; mitochondrion. The record is from RefSeq and is a predicted model, not a curated record. Bases 1 to 342 code for a protein of 113 amino acids. Gene Ontology annotation, biological process: iron-sulfur cluster assembly. Lineage: Eukaryota; Fungi; Ascomycota; Sordariomycetes; Hypocreales; Nectriaceae. The transcript is spliced from 5 exons.
AUGUCUGUCGCCAAUACAAUCAAGGGAGACAUGUCGCAGCAAGUUCGAUCACUCUACCGCCAACUAUUACGGCAAGGCUCGCAGUUCUCUGCGUACAACUUCCGCGAGUAUGCGAAGCGACGCACGAGAGAUGCUUUCCGAGAGCACCAGGGCGAGCAAGAUAGCCGGAAGGUGCAGGAGUUGGUCCAGCAUGGAAUCAAGGAGCUUCAGAGCUUGAAGCGACAAACAGUCAUCAGCCAGUUCUACCAGCUCGACCGGUUAGUCGUUGAGGGCGGAAUCUCUGGCAAGCAGACAGGAAACAAUCAAGAGAUCUUGAGACAGAAGGAGCAAGGUUACGACUAA